UCCUCUCUUACAGCGUUCGAGUAUGGAUGACUGUGUGUGUGUCGGUAAGCAGCUUCAAACGAAAAAUUAUUAAAAUUGCUGCGUACAUAAAUCGUUUUGAGUGCGUUUCGUUAAAGUGUUUUGCGUUUUAAUAUCGCGCGAAUAUAUAUACACAUAUAAUACGGAGUGUUAUAAUUUGGUGCCAAACAAGUUUAAGUGUAAAAGUGUGAAUAAAUGAAGUAGUUAUUGCAAAGAAAGCAAGUGAAAGAAAUGCAGUGCAUUUUGAGUGUAUAUUGAGCAUAUUCCAUCUGAGUUUUUUUAUGUGAGAACGAGAAAACUAACUAAAUUGUUGGAAACACAAAUACAAAAGUUGUUGCCUCUUUUGUUCCAUUGCUGACUGUUUGAUUGCGUGAUUAUACGAGCUCUGAGUCAUUCCCAGGAACAAGCUUAAUCUAUAUACACCACCCAUACAGCUUGAUUGCAGUUGCAUCGGCGACUCAUUUUAAAGUAAUGUGUUGAGUUGUGUUCCUGAUACGAUACUGAAAAACAGAAUAUAUUGGAUAACACUGCCAAUAAUAUACAACUGCGAAAUGUCGCGGCUCAGCUUGAAGCUUGCAUUGCAACUACUUGCAUUGCAACUAUUGCUGAUGAUGGUGCACACCGAGAUCAUUGAUCAAAGCAUUGAUGAGCCCGAGGGACUCAAUGUCUGCAAAAAACGCGAAAACUACAAUGUGGAGGUGGUCAUUACUGAACUCCAGUCAUUCCAGGAGCGUGGUUCCACGUGGUGCCUCAAUAUUCCGCCUAGCUGUCCCACCUACCGCAUAAAACAUCGUGUGGUGAACAAAACUCAGACUUUAACCAAAGCUCGCAUAGUGCGUGACUGUUGUGAUGGAUACGUACGCCAGGGUAACCAGUGUGUUCCUCAUUGUAGUCAGCCCUGCCAACAUGGUGAAUGUGUAGCUCCAGAGAAGUGCAAGUGCACAGAAGGCUAUGGAGGACCUGUCUGCAAUAUAAAUUGCUCGCCUGGCCUCUAUGGCAUCGACUGUCAACUGAAGUGCGAUUGUCUAAAUGGUGCAACAUGCGAGCCUUACAGCGGCAAGUGCGAGUGCGCCAAGGGUUACACGGGCACCAGAUGCGAUGAGUUCUGUCCGCCUCAACGAUAUGGGGAGCAGUGUGCCGAGGUAUGCCGCUGUGAGAACGGCGGAAGCUGCGAUCACAUCUCUGGCAAAUGUUCGUGUGCACCCGGUUUUAUGGGUCCCCUAUGCGAUAUGCCUUGUCCCGAUGGCAAGCAUGGCGCCAAAUGUGAGGAGGAUUGUCGCUGCCAGAACGAUGGACACUGUGAUCCGCAAAAUGGCGCCUGUGAAUGUACCAUUGGCUGGACGGGCGAUGUCUGCGCCAACAAGUGUCCAACUGGGAGUCAUGGACUCAACUGUGAACUACACUGUCACUGCUUGAACGAUGCACCUUGUCAUCACAUCACUGGACGUUGCGAGUGUCCGCCCGGCUACAUGGGCGAAGUGUGCAUGGACGAGUGUCCUCUGAAUACCUAUGGACGUAACUGCACUGAAAAAUGCAACUGCGAGAACGAUGCCGCCUGCAGCCGGACUGGCAAAUGCAUCUGUGCGCCAGGCUGGGAGGGAGAGCGCUGUGAACGUCGCAUUUGUGAUAUUGACAAGUAUGGAAUAAACUGUAACAAAACUUGCGAGUGCGAGAUGGAGCACACGGAUCUGUGUCACCCGGAGACAGGACGUUGCCAGUGCAGCAUCGGCUGGAGCAGCGAUCAGUGCACGCGUCCUUGCGCCUUUCUCAAAUAUGGUCUGAACUGUGAGCAGAACUGCGAUUGCCGCAAUGGAGCCAACUGCUCGCCUGUGGAUGGCACUUGCUUGUGUGCUCCCGGCUUUACUGGACAACGUUGCGAAGAAAGCUGUCCGACAGGGAGCUAUGGUCAGGAUUGUGCCUUUAAAUGCGAUUGUCAGAAUGGUGCCAAGUGCGCUCCAGAGACAGGCCAAUGUCUAUGUGCGCCAGGUUGGCGCAACAACAAGUGCGAUAGACCCUGUGAUCUCAAUCAUUUUGGCGAUGGGUGUCGCAGUAGUUGCCAGUGCCAAAACAAUGCCUCCUGCAAUCCUAUCAAUGGUAGCUGUACCUGUGCUCCUGGUUGGAUGGGCGACCACUGUCAGCAGAAGUGCGACACCUUCCUCUUUGGAAUCAACUGUGCUUUCAGGUGCCAAUGCGAUACGUCCAACACAAUCGCUUGCGAGGCUUCCACCGGCCGUUGCCUAUGCAAGCAGGGUUGGCGAGGCGUUAACUGCGAAACGAACUGUUCGAGCGGUUACUAUGGUGAAAAUUGUGAUCAAGUUUGCAGAUGCCUGAACAAUUCAUCCUGUGACUCCGAUACGGGUAACUGCAUCUGUGCACCCGGCUGGACCGGCGUCGACUGCUCCGAGCCAUGCCCCGACGGCUUUUAUGGGUUGGAAUGCAAGGAACGCUGCCAGAAAAGUACGCACGGCAAUACCACAUGUGAUCAUAUUACCGGUGAAGUCAUUUGUCGCCCCGGCUACUUGGGUCUCACCUGUGAACACGCCUGUCCGCAGGGUCUGUACGGUCCCAGUUGCAAACUAAAGUGUAACUGUGAACACCAGGGCGAGUGCAAUCCUGAGAAUGGCCAGUGCACAUGUCUGCCCGGCUGGACAGGAGCCAAUUGCAAUCAGUCCUGCCCCCAGGAUACCUAUGGCGCUGGCUGCAGUCAACAUUGUCGUUGCCAAAAUCAUCGCAGCUGCCGCAAGAACGAUGGUCACUGUAUUUGUUUGCCCGGCUGGAUGGGUGACAAUUGCGGCUCGAUUUGUCCCGAAGGUCUUUAUGGUGACUAUUGCAUGCACUCUUGCGACUGUCCCUCAUCCAAUUUCCAGUGCCAUGCGGCGCAGGGUUGCGUCUGUCGUAGGGGUUACACUGGCGAGAAUUGUGAUGAGUUGAUUGCAUCGCAACGCGUUGCUGAAUCCGUACAAGAAUCAAGCAAUGCUGGCGUUGCCCUGAGCUUAGUGCUAUUGACCAUCUUUAUGGCUAUAAUCUGCGCCGUGUUUCUGUACUACCGCCGUCGUGUAUCCAAUCUGAAAACAGAAAUUGCGCACGUUCACUACACGCAUGAAACAAAUGGUGGCGGUUGGCCACCAGCGAAUCAUAACUUUGACAAUCCGGUGUAUGGGAUGCAUCCCGAGACGAGUUUGUUACCGAGCCAUUUGCGCCCCAAGAUGAACAAUUUUAACCAGAAUGGUUCACUGACUGCCGACUACGGUGAUGACUCUAAUGCCAGCAGCAGAGUGGGCAGCUAUUCAAUUAAUUAUAAUCAUGAGUUGCUCAACAAAAACUUGAAUGCCGAUCUAACCAAUCCAAAUGUGUAUAAAGCCAUUGGCGAUUCAUUAAAGGAGGAGCAUGUCUACGAUGAAAUUAAACAGAAGGAAGGCUACAAAGAUCCCGUGAAAAUUUAUAGCAAAAUAUUGUUCUUGGGAGAUGAGUAUGAUCACUUGGACUAUUCUCGGCCAAGUACUUCGCAGAAGCCACACUAUCAUCGAAUGAACGACACUCAGCUGAACAUCAACCAUGACGAAGAGAAGCCCAGCAACGUUAAGAACAUGACAGUGCUGCUACAAAAAAAGCCGGAACCGCCAACGGAACCAGAGCCGCAGCAUGAGAGCUUUGACAAUACCAAUCUGGAUGCAGCAUCGACAGCAUCACCCAGCUCGAGUCCAGAAUUAAAGUAAACGUUGUUUGCCAGAGUCAGUUACUACGACUCUUACGUUUUGCCUCAUCAAAUGAUGAUGCGCUAGCGUAAUUGAUUUCAUAUCUAGAUCUUUUAGUUUGUAUAGUGUUUGAUUAAUAUUUUUAUUCAAUGCAGUCCUCUUCUUUAUUCUAUUGUAAAAUCGUACAUCUUGUUUAGAUUCCGACAGCGCUGCUUUCAUGUCUAUAACGUAUUUUGUGCUCAAUCGAUAGUAAACUUUGUCAUUUUAUCCUUAGGGCUCUUUACAACCCAUUGUUCAACAAAACAAAAUAACUGGUCCCAACUUUUGUAAAUGUUUCGUAUUCAAUUGGAACCAUUUAUUCAUAUGCAUAUUCAUUUUUCAUGCACAUAUCUAAACAUAAGUACCUCUUCCUUUUAAUAACAAAUUGUGCUGUUGAUGAUUGUAUAGCAAUUGUGAAUUCGAAAUUCGUGUUACCUUUUCGCAUCCUCAACCCGCAGAGGAGUUAGCAAUAAUUAUGAAUAACGCAUUAUCAUAUACAAACAUAUAUAUUAAUAUAAUCAUAUCAAAUAUUUAAGCAUAUGGUAUUUAUAUUUUAUUAAGCAAUAUAUUUGUACAACAAAAAAAAAAAAAAGCUCAUAAUUGGAAGGUAUUUUUGCCACGAAUCGAAUGCCAAAUUAAUUUUGUGAGAGGCAGUUUGUAUUUCAAAUGACGUACAACGUAUUGGCCAAGUAGUUUUGAUUUAUAAUUUGUAAAGUAAAUUCAAUGUUCUUUAAAAAAAUAAUAUUUUAUGUAAUUUUAUCGUUGCUCAUAUUGUUUGUCUUUUUUAAGACAAUUCAAAUAAAUAUUUCAAAUUAUUGCGCGUAA
Molecule: messenger RNA, 4577 nt
Organism: Drosophila albomicans
Lineage: Eukaryota; Metazoa; Arthropoda; Insecta; Diptera; Drosophilidae
Gene: drpr
Product: protein draper
Exons: 12
Coding region: 570-3734 (1054 amino acids)
Molecular function (GO): scavenger receptor activity; protein binding
Source: RefSeq, a predicted model, not a curated record